UAAAAUUCAAAAGUUAAAAUUCUUAAUCACCUGUUACUAAAUGGUCUGUCUUUUGUGUUCAACAGAAGAACGAAAUUUCUAAAGGUUUGCAACCACGUGAGGAAAAGUAAAUAGAGAGUACAUUUUCAUAUUUCAGGUGAACUAUCCCUUUAAAGGGGUGAAAUUAUGAAUGAGUUAUCGCAGCAUUUUAGUGUGGUGGUUUUUCCUAGAGUUUCAGCAUACAAUAAUAAUAAGUUUAAAAUUGAUGAAAGUUACCUUUCAUUGUCAAGGGGAAUGAAUACUUGAGUCAGUUUUCUUGGCAUCUUUAUCGGAAUUCGUUAAAAAAUUGAGGCUGCCUGCAAAGCGCCGGUUGCCAGGCAGAGCUCCGCGCAACGUGCGCAUGCGCGGUGAGAGCAGCGCGCCAGCCUCUGAUUGGAUGAAGACAGCAUUAGCGGCGCUAGGGGGGAUGCGCUGUCCUCCUCGGUGUGUCCGAAAAAAAUAAACCCACCGCCACAAUGUUACACGUGGUGAAGACUUGUGAAUGAUAAACCGGACGGAUUUAAACGAACAACGCCUGCAUGCAUUAAUCAGGGAAUUUCUUGAAGCAGGUGUUUCCAGCUGCAUACUGACAUCAUCAUACCUUCAUGGUCAACAUGAGUGAAGGGCCCUCAGGAGACAUCGGUGGUGUGGAGCUGGAUGGAGGGAUUGAGACGGAGACCCCGAUGAACACACUUCACAGGUCAGCAGACGGAGAGGGAACCAGCACUCGGAGGAAGAAGAAGAAGAAAAAGAAAGAGAUCAUCUACCGUUCCGACCUGGAGGAUGAGGAUGCUGGGGAGGGGACAUCGGCGGAUGUAGAUGGAGCCUGUAGUUCACCAUUUGACGAAGAAGAGGAAAUCCCCCCUGACAGCCGUUUUGUGACCCUAACCGGUACCAUCACGCGAGGAAAGCGGAAAGGGCAAAUGGUGGACAUCUAUAUGACCCUCACUGACAAAGAGCUUAGGGAUAUGGCUCGCUCCAAAGAGCGCUUGGAUGCUGAAUGUGACGGGGUCGCGGAGGCCAAGCAAAAACCCUGUGCUCUGGGGCUGAGCCAGGGUCCUCACGUCCUCCUCUGGAGCCUUUCCUGCUCCCCGUUCAUCUUUGUCCUUUCCUUCAUCACCUCAUUUUACUACGGUACCCUUACCUGGUACAACGUCUUUCUGGUUUACAAUGAAGAGCGCAGCUUUCUGCACAAGAUCACAUUGUGUCCCUUGCUCAUUCUGUUAUAUCCGGUGCUAAUCAUGGCGUUGUGUGUUUGCAUGGGGGUUUACGCUGCUGUUUCCCAGCUCUCCUGGGUGUUUGGAGAGUGGUGGCUGGCGGUGAGGGACCUGGAGAAGGGCUUCUGUGGGUGGAUGUGUGGAAAACUGGGGUUGGAGGACUGCGCCCCAUAUAAUGUGGUUGAGCUGCUGGAUUCAGACACUCUUUCCGGGACCCUCCAGGGAAAGAGGUUGGAGGACGUUGAGCAGACUUCUAAUUUGUGAGCUGAGAAUAUGGAAAAAUGGUGUAUUUUAAGUGAUGUCAGAAGGAUGGCAUGUUGUUGAUUGGCAUAAAUCAUUUUUACUUGUCACUAAGAUGAAAUCUUUGAAGGAUUUUUUGUUCAAACUUU
Messenger RNA from Danio rerio (zebrafish), 1624 nucleotides. The record is from RefSeq and is a predicted model, not a curated record. Lineage: Eukaryota; Metazoa; Chordata; Actinopteri; Cypriniformes; Danionidae.